AGCACUGCAAACUUGUUGCGGUGCGUGGAAUUGAGUCGGGCAGGGGGAGAAAGAUUUCUCCACUGAAGUUUCUGCCGAAGUGGAUGAAGCGCUUUUUGAAUUCUUCAAUGAGUACGGUUGAGAUACUUUGAGAGUCCUAUCCUGAACACGGGGAAGCGUAACAGAUAGAUUUACCUGUGUUUCCCUCAUAGACGUGGAAAAAUGAAGCUCUGGAUUUGCGUGCUCACUCUAAUCUUGGCAGUGAAGUCCAUACAAGGGGGGACGAACAUCAACGAGCCGUGCGCUGGACGAGACUGCGGUGCCGCUGGAGGCUGUCCGUGCCUGCCCAUCAAAGGCAGUCGGGGUCGACCCGGGACUCAUGGCCCAUUAGGAAGCAGUGGCCCAGAGGGCACAUAUGGCGGCACGGGGCCUUUGGGGCCCAAAGGUGAAAAGGGCAACGUCGGGAGGAGAGGCGCAUCUGGGAUCAAAGGAGAUAAGGGACCAAUGGGCGUUCCAGGAUUCUCUGGCACUGACGGAGUCCCAGGCCAUCCUGGCCAAGAGGGACCCAGGGGGCCUUCAGGUGCUGAUGGCUGUAAUGGCACCGCCGGCGACCCAGGAUACAGGGGACAGGAUGGGUACGGUGGUAAUCCAGGUCAAUAUGGAACACCUGGUGGAAAAGGACAGAAGGGAGAGCCGAGCUAUGUGGAUAUUGGAACCGGACCUAUCACGGGUCCUUCGACGGGAAUAGGAAGACCUGGUGAAAGCGGUCCCGAAGGUCCAGAUGGCCCAGCAGGUCAAAUUGGAGCGAGAGGUCCUGAUGGAUAUCCAGGGGUCCCUGGUCCACCUGGCCUUCCAGGCCCCACAGGAAGCCCAGGCCAAGGUUCUCCAGGAGAACGGGGAGACAAGGGGGAAGGAGGGCUUCCCGGAAACAGGGGCGCCCCAGCUGCUUUGGUUGGCCCGCCUAUACACCUUGUCUACAAAGGAGAGAAGGGUGAUAUUGGUUUCAGAGGUGUACCUGGAAACCCAGGAAUUUCUGGACCUUCUGGUGCUUUUGGAUACCGGGGUGAACUGGGCGAAAAAGGAAUUCCGGGAUAUCCUGGUCCUCGGGGAUUUGCUGGUCCCAAUGGGUCUCGGGGGACUCCAGGACGACAGGGAUUCCCUGGGAGUGCUGGGUACCCAGGCCAACCAGGUUUUUCUGGUGGGAAGGGAGACCGUGGGGAUCAGGGUCUACCUGGACCCAUCACGUAUGCCGACAGAAGUGGGGUAGCAGUGAAAGGUCCGAUGGGUGAUGCAGGCGGUGAUGGUCUUCCAGGAUCUCCCGGAGAUCAGGGUGCUCCAGGUUACGCAGGAGCCCCAGGUGCCCCGGGGUCCCGCUCGUUCGCCACAGGUGGUGAAGGCAGCCCAGGGUUUCCUGGCACACCUGGACCCAGAGGAGAGAAAGGGAACCCAGGUCGUCAAGGUUACGGCCCAGAGGGUCAACCUGGCAGUCCCGGCCUCCCUGGUCCACCGGGUCCAGCAGGACCAGCCGGGAGAUCUGUACCCUAUAAUCAGUUCCCCAGGGAGAUACCAGGGGCCAAUGGCGCACCUGGUCUGAGGGGCCAAUCUGGUGGCCCUGGAUAUACAGGCUCCAAGGGUGAACUGGGAGAUUGCGCGUGUCUGGGUGGAGGAACCUCAGGUGCGCAAGGCCCUCAAGGGUCUCCUGGAUCUUCUGGGUAUCCUGGCGGGAGUGGUGCAAAAGGAGAGAUCGGAGAUGCAGGAACACCUGGUGGUCCGGGGGGACUUGGACCUAAUGGACGUCCGGGAGAGCCAGGUUUCUUUGGUCGGAAGGGAGAGAAAGGCAGCCCAUACUAUCCGUACGGUAUCAGCGGGGAGAAAGGAGACCGUGGAAAUCCUGGGCUGGGCGGACCUCCGGGGGCGAUGGGAAAACCUGGAAGAGACGGACUCCCAGGGUAUCCUGGACUUGCAGGACCUCCUGGUGAUGCUGGGUAUGCUGUGGUUGGAGAAAAGGGUUUCCCUGGAUACCCGGGGGGCAAAGGACGUCCUGGCCUGCCAGGUGAACCAGGAAUAGGCUACCAGGGAACCGCUGGCCCUCCAGGGCCGCCAGGUGAACCUGGACUAGAUGGUUAUCCUGGUCCCCCUGGAGCACCCGGGCCUCGAGGUGACAGCUGUGGGCAGGCGGGGCUUAAUGAUGCCUCUUACGGAGAGGGAGGAUCGACACUUCCAUGCAGACUUCCUGGAGAAAGUGGAUCACCAGGUUAUCCUGGUCGCCCCGGUGCUCCAGGUACCAAAGGUGAACCAGGCCGCCCUGGAUCCAGUGGACAGCCUGGUUUUAAUGGGGCUAAGGGUGAGCGAGGUGACCCAGGUUAUGGUGGUCAGGCAGGCCCCCAAGGCUUUCCUGGGCCCAGAGGAGACCCAGGUGCACCAGGAAUCCCAGGUACAGGCUACCCAGGAGGCCAAGGGAAGAAUGGUCUCCCUGGCUUUCCCGGAGCUAAAGGAGAGCCUGGUGAAGUGUAUGGAGCCACUUCUGGAGCUCCCGGUCAGAAUGGACUUCCUGGGCUAUCCGGAGAUAAGGGCUUUCCUGGAAACAAUGGACAGCCUGGAGCGCCAGGUGGGGAUGGAGGUCCCGGUAUACCAGGGCCAAAGGGUGAACGUGGUCUGGAUGGCUACCCAGGUUCUGUAGGCCCUCCUGGCCCACCAGGUGAGGUCCCAGCGUCAGGUUUGGUUGGACCCCAAGGACCUCCUGGAGGCAAAGGAUUCCCUGGAUCUCCAGGGUUCCCUGGACCAAAAGGUGAACCUGGACGACCUGGUUCUCCGGCGAGAGGUGGCGCGAAAGGUACACCUGGCCUGCCAGGUAUCAAUGGAUCACCUGGACUCAGAGGCGCCAUUGGACCCCCAGGACCCCCAACACGUGAAGGCAUCCCUGGAAUACCUGGAGGAAAGGGUGUAAAAGGUUCGCUUGGAUUGAUUGGUUUCCCUGGAAGACCCGGAACCCCAGGAACGCCAGGACGCAAUGGUGAAAAAGGACUUCCUGGCUUUUCUGGAGUUGAUGGCUUACCUGGAGGACCUGGAGGUCCUGGAUUCAAGGGAGACAGAGGAUUGCCUGGAUAUCCCGGACCUCCCUCUCCACCUCUUCCAGUUGGACGUUUAGAGAGCGGGGAACGGGGUGACCCUGGUGUUCCGGGACUCCCAGGAUUCCCUGGGCCUAGAGGUGACAAGGGAUUCCCAGGUCUGCCUGGUCGUCAGGGAUUGCCUGGAUUACCUGGUUUUGUUGAUCAAGCUAAGGGAGCUCCUGGACAGCCUGGUAUUCCUGGUACUCCUGGAACUCCCGGUUAUCCAGGACCUAAAGGUUCUCCUGGAAUCCCAGGUUUCCCGGGUACAAGCGGUUCCAGGGGUGAUGAUGGACAGCCUGGUUUACCUGGUAACCCCGGAGGUUCUGGGCAGCCUGGUGCUAAAGGUGAAAGAGGUGAAUCCUUUGGUUAUCCUGGAGGUCCUGGUGGUAAAGGUGCUCCGGGAGUCGCUGGAUAUUCAGGUGGACCAGGAGGCCCUGGCUUAGUAGGUGACCCCGGUGCUCCAGGGGGGUCUGGGUAUCCAGGGUCAAAAGGUGGCCCAGGAGAGCCAGGAAGACCAGGCCUCACAGGCACCCCAGGAUACCCGGGUGCCAAAGGCUUGUCAGGAUAUCCUGGACAGAAGGGAUUGGCUGGUGAACCAGGUGGACCAGGAAUACCAGGAACAUCAGCAGAUAAAGGCUUACCUGGCGCACCAGGUUUGGAUGGACUUAACGGACUUCCAGGAGCUAAGGGAAUACCAGGCGUUCCAGGUGGUGGCGGCCCUGGGAGACCUGGGCCUUCUGGUAUUAAUGGACUGAAAGGAGAGAGAGGAUCAUCUGCUCCCGGUGGACCAGGUCGACCAGGUGGAAAAGGAGAGAGAGGAGACUCAGGUCGACCUGGACAGCCGGGCUUCCCUGGUGCCCCUGGCCCUCAUGGUGGGAGUGGGAUCUCAAACGUCCCUGGCCCACUGGGAGACCCUGGCCUGCCCGGACUGGAUGGAGAAAGAGGUGCCCGUGGUCUUGUUGGCGCCCCUGGACCUCCAGGCCCAGCCACAACGCAAGGAGAUAGCGGAGACCCGGGUCUCCCUGGACUACCUGGCGGUCCAGGGCAGAAAGGGGAACCUGGUAUCCCCGGAGGACCGGGAACACCUGGUGGCCCUGGAUUCAAAGGAGAGAGAGGUGAAACUGGCUAUAGAGGACUGAAUGGACCACCUGGUUUCCCAGGAGAUUCUGGAUAUUAUGGAGAAAAAGGACUUCCCGGGUCACCUGGUGCACCUGGUCGUGCAGGGCCUCCAGGAGUGGUCUUGCCCAAUGGCGAGUAUCCACCACGUGUCUUUGGAGAGGGUGGUGGUCCUGGUUUUAAUGGUCCCAGUGGUCUAAGUGGGGAUUCAGGACAGCCUGGUCUGCCAGGGCGUCAAGGUCCCAAAGGAAAACUUGGAGGCGCAGGGAGAAUUGGCCGUGAUGGCGCAGCAGGUCCCUCAGGUGUCCUGGGAGAUUCUGGACCACCAGGAUUUCAGGGACCUACUGGAGAGCCUGGUCCUCCUGGGAAGCAAGGACUGCCCGGACCUCCUGGUUACGCAGCACGCAGCAGCAGCAUUGGCUACACACUGGUGAAGCACAGUCAGUCCAGCCAGGUGCCCAUGUGCCCUCAGGGCAUGGCCAGGUUAUGGGAAGGCUACAGCAUGCUGUAUGUGGAAGGCCAGGAAAAGGCUCACAACCAGGAUCUGGGUCUGCCUGGUUCCUGUCUCCCCCGCUUCAAUACCAUUCCCUUCCUGUACUGCACUGCCAAUGAGAUCUGCUACUACGCCAGCCGAAACGACAAGUCCUACUGGCUGUCAACCACAGCACCUAUUCCAAUGAUGCCCGUGGGCCAGGAACAGAUUGCACAGUACAUUAGCCGCUGUUCUGUGUGCGAAGCUCCCUCCCAGGCCGUAGCUGUCCAUAGCCAGGACCUCACCAUCCCGGACUGCCCCUUCGGUUGGAGAAGCUUAUGGAUAGGUUAUUCCUUCCUCAUGCAUACGGCUGCGGGCGCUGAGGGCGGUGGCCAGUCUCUGGUGUCGCCGGGUUCCUGCCUGGAAGACUUCCGCGCUACACCUUUCAUUGAGUGCAACGGAGCAAGGGGCACCUGCCACUACUUUGCCAACAAGUACAGCUUCUGGCUCACCACUGUGGAUCAGGGCCGGCAGUUCAUAUCCGGCCCCCCACAGGACACUCUCAAGGGUGAACAGAUGCGCACCCGUGUUAGCCGAUGCCAAGUGUGCACCAAGAAUUUGUAGCCAAUGCUGCUUGAAGAAACGCGUGAAAAAUAUGAGGAAAACAUGGAAGAAAACGUAGGCAUUGGUGAACCGGUGCUAGAGGUGCAAGAAAAUACUGAAAAACAAACUUGACUGAUAACAACGUCCCCAUAAUCCCGAUUCCCGAUUCAACCCUUCAUUCUGAUCUUUUUUGGGGAUUUGAGGUUGAAAUCGAGGGGUGAUGGGGACAUUUGAUGCUCUUAAAUGGAGUGUUGUGGGGGUGGUGAGAGGAUGUUGUGUGACCACUCUACACUGGUUUAUCAACAGUGGUGCUACUUGUAUAAUUGUCUUCUUUGUUUUCAUUUUCUAGUUGUUUGUCUAAGAUAUUCACGGCUACCUCGGAGAGUGCGCCAAAAGCCCUUGGAUAGCACUGAAUUGCCAAUACACCUCUUAUUGAUUACAGUACAGCCAUAACACAGAUCAAUCAUAUAGGAGAUUUUUUAUAUAUAUAAAUAUAUAUGUUUGAGGUGAUUAUGUUAGCUUCAAUUACUGAAAGUGGUGAUUUUUUAUUCAUUUCUUCACUUCAUUUCUUGAAACGCAUCAUCUCAUUUAUCACAAGGAAAGUCAAGCACUUUGUAGUUCACACAGAUGGAAAAGACGGCGCCCUGUGAUCACCUGAAAACAAAUGCAGUAAACAAAUUCCCAGAUAUCUGUCUCUUAAAAUGUAUUGCACUGAUGAGAAUGUUUUGAAUUGAGUUGAAAUCAACCUAGCCUUAAGGCACUGUUAAGUGUGCUCAAAUCAGGAAUGAGCUCAGCCUUAUGAAACCAUAUAGCGUAACAGAUCACAAAUUCCCAUUCUACAGAAAUUGUUAUAUUCUACCAUGUGCUUUGUCAAAUUUCAUCUAAAUUUCGUUAUGCUGAAAUGAGCCUCCUUCAUUGACUAGAAAGAGAGACAGAGUUUGUGGAAUAGAAUACCUCUUUGGGACACAGAAAAUAACAAAAUGCCACUAUGACUGUUUUCUUCCUUCAAAUGACCAAAUGUAUUGUUUUAUUUUUUAGUUAAUGAAACUAAAAGAAGAAUAACAGCCACAUCAACUCAGAGACCUAAAGAUCUGCCUUUAAUGGAAUUAAUAUAUUGAUAUGUUACUUGCUAGAGGCGUUGAGCUUCAUUUGAAAUCAUUGUCAUUGCUUUACAUCUGUUGUCUCUUUUCUGGGCUGGCCUGUUCUGUGUCAUGCUUACUCUCCUGUGUCUCCUCUGAAACGACAGUAAGAAGUGGGUAUGGGUGAUGCGUAACCACUAUGCCGCUCAGUCUCUCAUUGGUAGCCAUGAGUACAUCUUGUCCAUUUCUUUUCAUUCGUUACAUUUGUAUGUAUACAGUUAUACUGUAUAGUAGUUUACUCCAUUGAACCCUCUGCUUGAGAUUUGAUAACAUAAAAGAUAUAGGCUGAUGUACAUUUUUAGGUGAAACAAAAGCUUAGAUUUUGUUUUUUUGUUUUUUGUUUUUAAUAAAAAAUUACAAUUAUGUUUAUUCAUUGUUAAUAAAAGUACACAUGUGCAAAUAUUUUAAUAACACAGACUGCUUAUGUACUGUUGCUGUUUCAGCGUUACUACUAUGCAUCAUUUGACAAAUCUGGCUUUGAUGUAGAUGAAUAUGUUUUGCGUACAUGCAAUUUACACCGGGGAUGUUACUAUUCCUAUUAUUAUCAUGUGGCUAUUAAAAUGUUUUACUGGAGGACGCUGAGAAUGGGUGUAAUUUCUGUGCUCACUAUGAAAUAAAGUAUUAAAAAC
This is a messenger RNA of Sardina pilchardus (European sardine), 7048 nucleotides long. It is a transcript of the gene col4a6, whose product is annotated as collagen, type IV, alpha 6. The record is from RefSeq and is a predicted model, not a curated record. Gene Ontology annotation, biological process: extracellular matrix organization. The transcript is spliced from 47 exons. The coding region runs from base 202 to 5301 and encodes 1699 amino acids. Gene Ontology annotation, cellular component: collagen trimer. NCBI's taxonomy places the organism in Eukaryota, Metazoa, Chordata, Actinopteri, Clupeiformes, Clupeidae. Gene Ontology annotation, molecular function: extracellular matrix structural constituent conferring tensile strength.